UACUCUCAAGAAUGGGUUAGAAUUACAAACAAUUCAAAAUUAAAUGAAACUAUGAAAACUUAUGGACAUUUACAUCUGAGUCUAAAUUAUAAUUUUGGUUCAAAUCAUUUUAAACAAGAAGAUUUUGUAUCCAACAGGACUCCUAAUAGGAAUUUAUUGAAGUAUGGAGUAAUAUCUUCAUCAAAUUUACCAUUUAUAUCUUCUCCUUUAGAAAUAUCAUUGUUGAAAACUAAAGGUAUUAAAAUUAGUGAAUCAGUUGAAUUCAAAAGACAAAUAACAAAAAAUUCAAAACAUUGGUCACUUUUAGAAGAAGCUCAAGUAUUUCUUUAA
This is a messenger RNA of Rhopalosiphum maidis (corn leaf aphid), 330 nucleotides long. RefSeq lists its product as uncharacterized. The transcript is spliced from 3 exons. The annotation marks the transcript as partial. Lineage: Eukaryota; Metazoa; Arthropoda; Insecta; Hemiptera; Aphididae. The record is from RefSeq and is a predicted model, not a curated record.